Manis pentadactyla (Chinese pangolin) is the source of this 3982-nucleotide messenger RNA. It is a transcript of the gene SLC44A3, whose product is annotated as solute carrier family 44 member 3. The record is from RefSeq and is a predicted model, not a curated record. NCBI's taxonomy places the organism in Eukaryota, Metazoa, Chordata, Mammalia, Pholidota, Manidae. Gene Ontology annotation, molecular function: transmembrane transporter activity. Gene Ontology annotation, cellular component: membrane. The transcript has 15 exons. The coding region runs from base 580 to 2418 and encodes 612 amino acids. Gene Ontology annotation, biological process: transmembrane transport.
GCGCCCCGGCGCCGAGGUUUCCUGGGAACACCUGGCGGGGAGGCCCUCGGACCCCACUAGGGUGCCGGAACGUGGCCGGCCGCGGGACGCAAACUUGGGGCCGCCUCCAGGUGCACCCCCAGGUAAGGACUUGGCGAGCGGCGACUUCACGUCUGCUCUGCACAGAGCAGGUGUUUCAAAGGCUUCCUGAAAGCUUCCGGCGGCCACGUUAAAAACAGCCUAAGUUACCUUGACCAGUCUUGAGUAAGUUUGGGUUCGGUUUCCAGACUGAGACCCGUAUGCUUGUUUAUCUUCUUUUCAACUCUCUCCCUUCUCUUUCUGGAAGGUUUCUGGAGAGAGAACCGCCAGGCAGAGAGAGUGGAGACCUCAGAUUUAUAGGAAAUGCACAGAUCCGACCUGGUUAUUUGUGUACUUUCUCUUUUGGACUGGUUGGGUCUGAUUGCCGGUAGACAUACUGUCAUCAUCAGGCUACGCCAUUUUAGUCCAGUCUCUUGGAAACUGAAUCUGGAUGCUUGGAAACUCAUUUGAGACCAUGUUAAUGCAAUCAUCCAUUCCAGAUGGAGGCAUGCUAUUUGCUGCAUGGUGUUUAUCAUGGGCUACUCGGUGGCAGCGGGAGCCACGGGGAGACUCCUCUUCGGCUACGACAGCUUUGGCAACAUGUGUGGCAAGAAGAACUCUCCCGUAGAAGGGGCGCCUCUUUCAGGGCAGGACAUGACCCUAAAAAAACACGUCUUCUUUAUGAAUUCCUGCAACCUGGAUGUCAAGGAUGUGAAGCUCAGUUCCACCGUCCUCUGUAUAUCCAGCUGUCCUGAAGAGCAGCUUGACACCUUGGAAGAGGUCCAGCUCUUUGCCAACAACAAUGGGUCCUUCCUGUGUGUUUACAGUUUGAAUUCCAUCAACUACACCCAGAAUCCAGAUGCAGAGUCAUUGUGUCCCAGGCUACCAGUUCCCCCAAGCAAGUCUUUUCCCUUGUUUAACCGAUGCAUCCCUCAAACACCUGAAUGUUAUUCCUUGUUUGCAUCUGUUUUCAUAAAUGAUGUUGAUGCCCUCCAUCGAAUUCUAAGUGGAAUAAUGUCUGGAAGAGACACAAUCCUUGGCCUGUGUAUCCUCGCAUUAGCCUUGUCUUUGGCCAUGAUAUUCACCUUCCAGUUCAUCACCGUCCUGCUGAGUCACAUCUUCAUUGCGUUGGUUGUUCUGGGAUUGUUGUUUGUCUGCGGUGUCUUAUGGUGGCUGUAUUAUGACUAUACCAACGACCUCAGCACAGAAUUGGACACAGAAAGGGAAAAUAUGAAGUGUUUGCUGGGGUUUGCUAUUGUAUCCACAGUGAUCACGGCAGUUUUGCUCGUCUUGAUUUUUGUCCUCAGAAAGAGAAAAGAAUUAGCAGUUGAACUUCUCCAAGUCACAAAUAAAGCCAUCAGGAGCUCUCCUUUCCUUCUGCUCCAGCCACUGUGGACAUUUGCCAUCCUCGUUUUCUUCUGGGUCCUCUGGGUGGCUGUGCUUUUGAGCCUGGGAACUGCAGGAGCUGCGCAGGUUAUUGAAGGUGGCCAAGUGGAAUAUAAGCCUCUUUCGGGCAUUCGAUAUAUGUGGUGGUACCACUUAAUUGGCCUCGUCUGGACUAGUGAAUUCAUCCUUGCGUGCCAGCAAAUGACUAUAGCUGGGGCAGUGGUUACUUGUUAUUUCAACAGAAAUAAAAAUGACCCUCCUGAUCACCCAAUCCUUUCAUCUCUGUCCAUUCUUUUCUGCUACCAUCAAGGAACAGUUGUAAAAGGGUCAUUUUUAAUCACUGUGGUGAGGAUUCCAAGAACCGUGCUCAUGUACAUGUGUAACACUCUGAAAGAGAAGCAGCGUAGCGCAUGGUCGAGGUGCACGUUCAGAUGCUGCUUCUGCUGUUUCUGGUGUCUUGACAAAUGCCUGUGCCACCUCAACCAGAAUGCAUACACUACAACUGCCAUUAAUGGGACAGAUUUUUGUACAUCAGCAAGAGAUGCGCUCAAACUCUUAUCCAGGAAUCCAAGUCAUUUUACAUCUGUUAACUGUUUUGGAGAAUUCGUCAUUUUUCUAGGAAAGGUGUUAGUGGUGUGUUUCACCGUUUUUGGGGGACUGAUGGCAUUUAACUACAACCGUGCUCUCCAGGUGUGGGCAAUCCCUCUGCUAUUGGUUGCUUUUUUUGCCUACUUAGUAGCCCAUAGUUUUUUAUCUGUGUUUGAAACUGUGCUGGAUGCACUUUUCCUGUGUUUUGCUGUUGAUCUGGAAACAAAUGAUGGAUCAUCAGGAAAGCCCUACUUUAUGGAUCAAGAGUCUUUGAGUUUUUUAAGAAGAAUCAACAAACGAAGUGACACAAAGGCACAGAGAGACAAGAACUCAUUAAGGAGUGAAGAGGGGACAGAACUCCGGCCCAUGUGUGACAGGCGCUCAUGAGGUAUCUGUACCUGGAAAAAGUUGCCCUCUAAGAGCCAUUCAAAGAGAGAGACCUGAACUUCAUUGUUUCUGUCCUUACUGUUUGACCACGUUACAACACUAGGUCCAUAAAAGUUUACAACCUUUUUUGUACCAGCUGGCCAGGAAAACUUUUGAAGACCAUGUUCAUAUGCAUCAAUGAAAAAGCACACUAUGUAAAGACUCCCUUCAGGGCACCAAGGACAAGAACCCUCCUCACUCACAACCAAUAAAUCAGAACCUCAGCAGAAAUCUCUGGAAUGCAGUCACAGUACGGAGCAGGACUCUUCUCUAUGCUUCCAAUCCUGGAAAUGUGCUAAAUAUGUUAUAGCUUUUCGAAGUACAAUUCUUAGAUUUAGUGACAAUAAAAACUAAGAGUUUAACCGAACUACCACUUGAUGGGCAUGGUGUAACGCAGGGACAGACUUUUGACCAGGUAUGACUUAAGUUUGCUAAAAGAACAAGGCUACCUCUUACACAUUAGCAAACUUUCUGGAAAAGUGGUUUUUUUGCCACGACCCCACCUGAGAAUCGCAUGGAGAAUUUUGAAUACUCAGGCCUGGACCCUAUCCUGAAUUUAGAUUCAGUAGUGGGGUGGAGAAGGUGGGGGUGUUGGGGCUUUUCAUUUUUUAAGGUUUAAACAGGAACAUUUAACAUGCCUGGUUGACAGUCACAUUUCAGUUAGGUGACUAGGUAAACAGAACUAAUUACCUAACAAACAGGAGGACCAGUCUGGCUAUUUGGCGGAGCAAGUGGUGCAAUACAAGGCUUCCCUAAACCUGUCUUCCAAAUUGGCAAGAAACAGUUUGUCAGCUCAGGUCUACUUUAAUAAACUCAAAUGAACAUCUUCUUUCUUAAACAAACAGCACCAUUGCAUUAGUUGGGCUCUAAGAAUCUCCUUUAGGAAAGGGAUUCACAGAACAGUUUUGCUGAAGCAUUAAACAACUCAGUCAUUGUGGCAUGAGGAGCAAGUAGAUGGUGCUCUUAUGGGUGCAUGAAAAUCCCACUAUGUCUUUAUCAUCUGCCUUAGCAAAAACAAGCAGGCGCGUUGCACACCCAAAGCCUAACAGAGCCAGUCCUAUCAGAGGAAAUGAGACCACUUGGUUGAGAAAAUGUCUGUGUGUGUCACCAAUUAUCUCGUGGUGAUCGGAGUUUUGUCAUUACACCACUUAGCUGUUUGACCUUCUCUCUGUCAUGACUGAAGGCUAGGUUUUUUCCCUAAAACACUUCCUACUAUAAACCCUCGUUUAUUAUCAAAAACAGCAUUCCCUCUUCCUGAUCCAAUGUAUUUUUAAUAUUUACCCUAAGAUGUAGAUAUAAAAAAUACCCCCACCCUGUCCACACCAAUGUCCCUGACGAUGAUUUUAAGAUUAUUCCAAGUUGGAUUGAAGAUGAAUUUGGGACACCUGAGUCACAAUGGAGUAAGUAAGGAUCAAAUAAUAGUUUGACUCCUGGCUGUCACUUCCUCUGUGCAGUGGGCAGGUCUCUUCAUUAUUCUAAGCCUCAAUCUCAAGCAUAGAAUGCAUUGUUGUACAGAGUAAGUAAA